Messenger RNA from Serpula lacrymans var. lacrymans S7.9, 1121 nucleotides. RefSeq lists its product as uncharacterized. The transcript is spliced from 9 exons. Bases 175 to 930 code for a protein of 251 amino acids. The record is from RefSeq and is a predicted model, not a curated record. Gene Ontology annotation, molecular function: hydrolase activity, acting on halide bonds, in C-halide compounds. NCBI's taxonomy places the organism in Eukaryota, Fungi, Basidiomycota, Agaricomycetes, Boletales, Serpulaceae.
GUGUAUGGUUUUGUCUUGACUUCGUUGCUCAACUUUUUCAGGUACUCGUCUGAGGAGGACUGCUAACGUUGCGACUGACUUGCGUGCUAAGUGAGACCAUUUAGUACUUGUUCCUAAAAUAAGUUCCCGAUCUCUAUUGACGAAACUCCCACUUGUGCAAACGCUACGGUACCCAUGGCAAGCAGUGACAUUCUUCAAGAGGUGGAAGCCUUUGUUUUCGACGUAUUCGGAACGACGGUGGAUUGGCAUACUACUGUCAGCAGGCAGAUUCAGCAAAGAAGCCAUGGCUUGAUCUCAGACUCUGGUGAUGCCGCAGCAUUCGCUGAAGAAUGGAGAGAUGGAUACAAGACGAACGUGAGGCGCAUUGCUGAAGGGGGAGAAGGUUCAUUGAAUAUCGACGUCGUUCACAGACAAAUACUCGAUACAAUGCUCGAAUCCCCGCGUUGGACUCAUUUAUCUUCGGUCUGGAGUGAAGAGGAACGUCAAGAUCUUUCCCAAAUUUGGCAUCGCUUAGAUGGUUAUUCGGACACUAGUAAAGGACUAGAGGCCUUAAAGAAGAAUAAGAUAAUAGCAACACUGUCUAAUGGGAACACAAGGCUUUUGAUUGAUAUGGCUAAACACGCCAAUCUUCCAUGGGAUGCUAUUUUUUCAGCUGAGAUGUUCAGUUCAUAUAAACCUAAUCCCAAAGUGUAUCUCGGCGCAGCAUAUCAUCUAUCUCUUCCACCUCACAAAAUAGCCUUGGUAGCUGCACACAUCUAUGAUUUACGUGGAGCAGCUAGCGCGGGGUUCAAAACUGUAUAUGUUCCUCGACCUUCAGAAGAUUCUCCUACCGUCAGAGCUGAAGUCCGGAUGAAGAAGGAUGGGGGUGAGGUAGACCUUAUCGUGGAAUCAUUCCUUGAGUUGGCACAGCUAGUAUCAGCCAAGGAAUGAACGGAAGGCACUCUUCAAUCAUCAUCAUCGCGUACCCGCCUUCUAUACUUCCUGUUGUAUUGAACUUUACAAGAAUGUGGAAGAUGAUAUUAGACACCGCAGAAAAAAGCAAUCAAGGUAGUGGUCGACCGUUACUAGUUAAGAUUAGAUGAAGGGAUGAUAUCAUGACAUCGGAGAUUACAGUACGCGCG